Polychytrium aggregatum is the source of this 637-nucleotide messenger RNA. RefSeq names its product DAD family-domain-containing protein. The record is from RefSeq and is a predicted model, not a curated record. Lineage: Eukaryota; Fungi; Chytridiomycota; Chytridiomycetes; Polychytriales. Bases 39 to 533 code for a protein of 164 amino acids. Gene Ontology annotation, biological process: protein N-linked glycosylation. Gene Ontology annotation, cellular component: oligosaccharyltransferase complex; membrane. The transcript has 3 exons.
CGGCAUCUCCUUUUCCCACCUCCAUCGGCACCACACCCAUGGCCAAGAAGGACGCCUCCAAGAACGCCCAGAAGCAGGCUUCGUCUGCCUCGAUCUCCGCGGAGGAGAUCAAGGCCGCUGCUGCGUCUCCCGCUGCACCGGCUUCCUCAGCCAAGCCCCCGGCCGCGAGCCCUGCCCCGUCCAGGAAGCAGCCGGCGCAGCUCUCCACGGCAUCGCUCCUCAAGCUGCUUGUGCAGAACUACUGGAACAACACCCCCCAGCGCCUCAAGCUCAUCGACUCCUUCCUGGUCUUUGUCAUGAUCACCGGCAUUGUCCAGUUUGUCUACAUGCUGAUCGCCGGCAGCUAUCCCUACAACGCGUUCCUGUCGGGAUUCAUCUCGAGCGUCGGCGUCUUCAUUCUUGCAGCCAACCUCCGUAUCCAGACCAACCCUGAGAGCACAGAAUAUUCGAAUCAGCAUCAUGAAAAAGCUUUCGCCGAGUUUUUGCUCUCGGGCAUCGUCCUCUUUGGCUUUGUUAUCAACUUUAUUGGCUAGAUAUCCAAUAUACAUCCGUUGUCUGUUGAUGCCCCAGCUCGACGGUCGCGAAGUGCCACUCUGAGAGCUCACACCCGAAGAACAACCACGCUUGGGAACCGGGG